Molecule: messenger RNA, 705 nt
Organism: Parastagonospora nodorum SN15
Lineage: Eukaryota; Fungi; Ascomycota; Dothideomycetes; Pleosporales; Phaeosphaeriaceae
Exons: 2
Coding region: 1-705 (234 amino acids)
Source: RefSeq, a predicted model, not a curated record
AUGCAUCUACUCAAUACCAUACUCCUAUGUACUGCGGUCGCAUCUGCGACCCCGCGCAUCUUCGACUGGGCAAACUCGAUCCACCAACUGGCCGCAAGAAAGAUCCUUCUCGACUCGACCCUUGCACGUAUGACUAACGCGCAAGCCCUCGCAUCGGUUAAGAAAGAGACAUGUUACAACGGCACGAGGAUACCAUGGCCUCAAAACGAUCUACCUCCUCCGCUAGCAGAUAAGCCCAUUCAACAACUCCACAUCUUCAAGAAGCCGGAAACAGCACCCAACACUCUCACCAUCCACAACUACUGCAACUAUCCCAUCUACUACGUACACUGGAACGGACCUCAAAAUAUCGGCCAAGGUGUGAUCAAGGCUCAUGAUGUUUUCACAAGUCCAUUGAGAGGAUCCGUAAUCAAGGCCAGCAAGACUCCCGACCUGACCAAGGUCGUCCUGAUCGAGUACUUCAACGACAAAGCCACCAAAAAGCUAUGGUACAAUCUCAGUCUUGUAAAGUGUCUCGGCGUCAAUCCUCGGAAUGGCAUGUACACCACCGACACUAGUGCAUGUGCAGGCCACGAGGGUGGUUUGCAGUUCGGCAACAAACAAGUCAUGAGCUACCAGUGUGCGCCGGGCUGGUGGUGUGAUGAUCAAGCAUAUCUGUACGAUGACGGUGUCACGAUGGAGUUUUGCGCGAGCAAGCGUCGAUGA